GACCAACAUAGACUAAAAAUUUAAAAAAAAAAAAAAAAACACGGGGAAAAAAAUGGCGUCUUGCCUGGUCCCCGAUUCCCCGGCCGUUAUGGUGGCCCUCGAGCAUUUGAAGGAGCUGGACAAGCAGCUCAAAGAGGAAGGGAUACCAUUCUCACCUGAAGCCAGCCUCCACCUGACGGGGAUAACAUCUGCUAUCACUGAACUGGAGGCGGACCGCCGUGCAGCUUAUGAACAUUUAGAAGUGGAAACCAUAGAAAACAGCAAGCUAAGACACCAAAUCAACAAUAUAAGAGAUAGAAUGAGCCAGAAUAUCAUGGCUGAUGUUGCAGCAGCCCGGGCAUCUAAAGCUGAGGAGAUAGAGCAGCUGCACAAAAACCUCACCACAGUUUAUCAGCUUCAAGAAGCCACUGAGAAGAGGCAGGAAGCCUUCUUGAGCCAGAACAAAGUACUGCAUCCAGAGCGAGAACAGAUGAAGGCUGAACAUGAAGAGAUCAUUGCUGCUCAGAAUGAGCAAAUCACCUUAAAGUAUGGCUUACAGAUGCAGCUGGAUCAGUCUCGGCAUCAGACAGAGGACCUGAAGCCCUGCAUUGCUGCUGUUGAAGAGGAUAAAUUAACACUGCAGCAAAAGAUGGUGUUGGAGAGAGAGACUUUCACUGUGAAAAAAGACAGCCUGUCCAGAGAGGUGGACCAGGCCAAGGAGAAAAUUACGCAGCAGAAGCAAGCGAUCAGGAGGAGCAGAAAAGAGUUAGACAGACUUAAUGACAAGAAACAAGAAACCAGUGACCAUCUGGGUGAGCUCAUGAUUGUCAUGACUAAGUUGGAGAGCAAUAUACAAAAACUGGCAGCAUCUCGGUGCCAGUAUGAGAAACAGCUACAGGGGGAGAAUCAGCAGAGAGAAAUGCUGAAAAAGGAGUUGUGUGAAUUAGGGGAAGCCUUGAGUGUUGCUGUCCAGCAUCUUAAAGAGGAAAUUGCAACACUGGAGGGUAAAAUAGAGGAGGGACGAACAUCAAGACUGGUCUGUCUGGACACCCUGGCUCAGAUCUAUGAGAUAUUCAAGCAACAACAAGAUGAAGAGAAUGAAGUUAGGGCAGAGCAUUCCCACAUCUCACAGCAGCUGGAGCGAUCCAAGCUGCAGCUGGAGGAGUGUGUUUCCUCCAUAGUCAAACACAGUAAGGAGAUCAAAGAGAUGGACAAGCAGAAUAAAGAACUCCUGGAAGUUGACACCAUCACAAAGCGUGUGUUUCAGAGGAAUCAGGAGGAGCUGUGCGAUAACAUGGAUACAGAGAAGAAGAACAUUAGCAAUUUUGUGGAGGAGAAGAGGUGGCUAACAAGGCUUUUGGAGGAGGAGAAGAGGAAGCAGGAGGAGCAUGUGGCAAAGAUGACCUCUGAAAUCAGCGUCGCCUGGAGGAGAUAUGAGGAACUUCGACAAGAGGAAGCCGCGCUCCGAAAGCGUCAGCCCAAGAGCACAAGUGCUGACUUGCUGAUGAGCCAUGUGACCCAGUGUGAGGAGGAGUUCAGACAAAGAGAGACUAAACACCAUGAGGAAAUGGACCAGUGCAUUGCAGAGACCGAGAGCAUCAUGAGGAGCUACGAGGUGAAGCAGAGGGAGGUGGAGGACAAAGAGGAGACGCUGAAGGAGGUGGAAGCAAAGUGGAAUGAAGAGCAAUCCAGGCACCAGAGACUGACAACGCUGACCUACGAGCUGAGGACGACGAUGGAGGAUCUGGAGCUGCAGAUUCAGGGGCUAAAGGAGAAAACUGUCUCUCUGCUUCAGCCCAUAGAGGAAAUGAAGGCUGAGCUGGAGGACAUGCGAGGAUGUUACAUGGACUUGCUAGACAAACAGGCCUCAGAGCUGAGAACUGUAGAGAUGAGCAUCUUUGACAAUAGCAUGAAACCGGAGCAGGUCAGCGUGGAGAACAGCAGGCUGCAUCUACAUAUCACACAGAUGACAGAGGAUGUUAGCAGAGCCAGGAGGAACAAAGACAGAUACUGGCAGGAGGUUCACAAGUUCAGGAAGGACAUAAAGGUCUUAUUUGAGAGCUUACAGGAAGCGUGGAAAGAGGAUUCAUUGGUAACUCAGGACUGGAAGAGCAGAGAUAGUGUUCUGUUGGUGUCGUUUAGGGCCAUGAUGAAUGACCUGCAGACUAGGAGACUACAGUUAGGCAAAGUCAGCACACUCCUUCUUCAACAAAUGUUAAACUUCAGCGAACGACUGGGGGAUAAAACAACUAAAGAACAGCAGUGCUGAGUUGAACUGUUGUGUCUAUGGGAAUGUAAUGCGUGGAAUUCUUAAAGAUUAUAUGAAUUUGCAAUAACAAAAAAGUAAUAAAGCUCACAGCAACAACACAACGGUAUAAAGUGAUGUCUGGCUCAAAAUAGGUUACCAGGUGGCUUGGUGACCAUUUUCUUAAUCACAGUGAAAACAAAUUGAUUUUUUUUUUUUUUUUUUUGUACUUUGAUUGUGAAUAAGGGCCUCCUACCAGUGGGCAUGUUCCAUAGUUCAAGAGUUUAUUUUUAAUGCAGAUUCAUAAAAAUACAAUACAGUUUGAACACAACUCUUCUGGGUAGACUUCAGUAAAAGGUAUCCAAACUGGGACAUAAUCAUCCUUUUAAUUUCUAUUCAUAUUGACAUGAUUUGAGUAAUCAUGUCAUGAACAUUUAAGUAGAUGCAGUAUUAACUUUAGUACAAAGAUUUAGUGUAGACAGUUUUUUCACUUAUACUUUUAAUUGAUUUGUCCACAGUAUAAAGUACAUUCUCACAUGAAACAAAUCCCAUCUAGUCCAUCAUGAUAUUUCCAAAUUUUUUGUUCAGCCACACCUGCUGGAUUUCCUCUCUACAGUCCUUAAUCAAUACAUUUUGAAACCAAAACUCCAGUAGCAUGUCUCAAGUAAAGGUAAAAACUGGUCAGGUCUGAAUUCCCAAACAACCCACCAAACCACUUUGCCUCUCCUCCAGGAUGUCACAAUGCAGGGUAAAUAGAAUUCAAGUGUAAUUUUCAAUAAUUAAAACAAAUAAAUUAUUGUUUGUAUUUUCUUUCUUCCCUUUACUUCAUUGCUUUUUGAAGUUGUUUCUGAGUAAUACCUCAAGUAGGUGGGAAAUCUAAAGGAUUUUCAGCAGAAAAUGCUUGAACAUAUAUGUAAAACAAAAAGCUUUGGAAACAUAACAAAAGAAGCAGAUGAACAGAGCCUGCGGGAGUAAACAAGUCCAACUUCUACCUAGACAGCGUUAUUGUCUAUAUUGUUGUCUUUUUGUUUUAUAGUUUAACCAUUUUCCCAGUUUUUUUUUUUUUUCAAACUGUACUUCAUCUGUACCCUGUAUGUCAGAUUCUCCCUCUCCUGAAUAUCAUCUAUGAUGGUCAGCCAUUGUUUGUGAUUUGGAGCGUCCAUCUUCAGCCAGUUCUUUGUAAUUGCUUCCUUUCCAGUGGCAAGAAGGAUCUUGACUAAACAUUGAUCUCUCUUGUGCACCGUUCACUCCAUGUGUCCCAAGUACAGUACAAGACAUGUUUGUGGGAUUUUAUCACCCAAGACCUCACAAAGAACAAAAUGAAUACCAUCCCAGAAAGGUUGUAUUUUCAUGCAACUCCACAAAAUGUGUGUGUGGUUUGGUUCCAUGUCCUUGCAUAAUCUCCAGCAUGGUUGUUGAAUCUUUGUUUGUUUACUUUUAAUUUUAGGUGCAAUAAAAUACAGAAUCUGGCUCUUC
Molecule: messenger RNA, 3700 nt
Organism: Epinephelus fuscoguttatus (brown-marbled grouper)
Lineage: Eukaryota; Metazoa; Chordata; Actinopteri; Perciformes; Serranidae
Gene: ccdc175
Product: coiled-coil domain containing 175
Exons: 1
Coding region: 53-2248 (731 amino acids)
Source: RefSeq, a predicted model, not a curated record